CCAAAUUGAAUUUCCCCUCUUCUUGCUUUUCCAAAAAUUUGCGCCCAUCAUGAGUGCUACGCACCAAUUUGGCUACAGCAAAUCGACUCGUGCUAAAUGCCAUGGCCCUUUGCCAUGCAAGGGCACCCCUAUAACAACUGGCACACUACGAUAUGGACAGACAGUAACCAAUGCGUAUGGAGAUACGGUAGAAUGGUGCCACUGGGGCUGCGUUACACCAGCCAUUCUUGGCCAACUUGCCUUAGAAAAUCUGGACAACAUUCAUGGAUUCCGAGAUUUAAGGCGGGCUAAAUUCUUUUCCCAGGGAUUCGCCCAAAUCAACUCUUUCUUCAGAUCGGAUGACCAGCACAAGAUUCGCAAGGCCGUAUUGGAAAGACGUGUCGAUCCGGUAGAUAUCCCUCCAUCUGCACAGACUGUAAAUUCUACCUCCAUGAAUACAUCCGCGACCAACAUUCCCAGUCAGAAGAAGAGGAAGGCUCUGCAAGAGGCGGCGUCUCAAUCUGCAUCGUCGUCUCAGCGGCCUUCUUUGUCGGCAUGCCCUCCAUCAUCAUCCCCUCCUGUGGUAGAAAUUCCGGCCGAAAAUGAAACGCCAGAAGACGAAGCCGCAGAUGAACUGUAUUCCACGAUGCGAACGAAUGUUGUCGGAUUACAGUAUUAUCCAGGUCUUGUUGGACCUGGUGAAGAAGUCAUUAUUCAGAGGGACUUGAACAAUGCCUAUGACGCAAACGCAGUAAGAGUGAUGAACAUAGGGAAGGUCCAGGUAGGUCAUAUUCCCAGGGGCUUAGCUGCGAAGCUGGCACCUCUUCUGGACCGUCACCUUAUCACUUGUGAAGGGGUGAUCCAUGACGGAAAUUUGAGUGGGUUUAGAGGGUAUACCCUGAAGAUGAGCCUCAAGAUUUACGGGCCUUCUAACAAGCGUGAUGCGCUUGAGCCACUUCUCAUAUGGUCAACCCCUGGCCAGCGCGGAUUUAGUUCCCGGAGGGGACAGGUACCGUUCAGUCAAGGCUCGGCCGCCCAAAUAACGGGGUCAUCUCGUGCUCCAGGCGCCAAACCCACCCAGACAGAAGCUGCCAGGAAGCAACAUGAAGCGCUGCAAAAGGCCGCUGAACUUCGCCAGAUUCUCAACAGUCUUGAGAAAGUUGAUGAUGAAGGACGUCGAAGCUCUCUUCUGGAUUCUGUCUGUUUCACCGAAGACAUAUUGAACUUACCGUUGCAUCCCGCUCCUCCUGGAAUCGAACGAGGGAACUUGGUAGUCGAUUUGAUGAAGCAUCAGUGCCAAGGAUUGCAAUGGUGCAUCGAGCGAGAGUACCCAGUACUUCCCAAGAAAGAAAUUGAUAAGCCUGUCCAGUUUUGGCAGUUAAGGAAGGACGGGAACAAAACUUAUUAUUAUAAUGUGGCCACAAAAACGCCUCAAACAAGCCCCCCCAUUCUCGGAAGAGGCGCACUCUUUGCAGAUGGUAUGGGCCUCGGAAAGACGCUGACUAUGAUUGCUCUGAUUCUGGCCACUAGAGACGACCAUCCAGCCCAUUUUUCAGGCAGCACUCUAAUCGUGGUCCCGCUCUCUGUACUUUCCAAUUGGGAAAAGCAGAUUCAAGAUCACUGUGCCCCUGGCACGCUGACAGUAUGCGUCUAUUAUGGCACAAAUCGGUCUAUGAGCCCACAGGAAAUGGCAGGGUAUGAUGUCAUUCUUACCACAUACCAAACUGUCACUUCGGAGCACAAUGGUACUUCCCCAAGCGAUGGUCCCAGCAAGAAGAAGAGAAAGAUAAGGAAAAUCCUUUUUGAAGUACAGUGGAAGAGGAUUAUUCUUGAUGAAGGUCAUAGCAUUCGCAAUCCCAAAACAAAGAUGGCAAAGGCUGUAUGUGGUCUCAGCGGAGACCGCAGAUGGGUGUUAACAGGCACACCUAUAAUUAAUUCACCCAGGGAUCUUGGCUCAAUUCUGACUUUCCUUCGAAUUUGUGGGCCGCUGGAUCAAGAAGACUUCUUCAAACGGCUGCUCCUUCGUCCUUUGAAGGAUGGCCAUCCAUCCGGAGGCGAACUACUACGGGCUUUGAUGGCCCACGUAUGCAUCAGACGCACGAAGGAGAUGCAGGACAAUACCGGAAAACCUCUCAUACCUCUUCCUUCGGUUGAGAUGACGCUAGUUCCUGUCACCCUUCAUGAUGACGCUAGAGAAUUGUACGAUGAGAUUGAGAGACUCUCGCAGCAACGUUUAGAAAGAUUUAUUGCUAGAGGAGAAGUUAACUCAAUGCAAUCGAAUGUUUUAAGCAUGCUCACCCGUAUGCGGCAGAUCGCUUUGCAUCCAGGUCUCGUUCCUUGUGGUUAUCUGGACCAACUAAGGUCUUUUGUUGACAGCGACGACUUGGGAUCUGACUCCGUUCCCCAAGUACAACUGAAGCCAAAGGAUAAAGCGAGAUUGCAAAGAUUGGUUCUGCAGGCGAUCGAAGAUUCCCAGGAAUGCCCUAUCUGUUUCGAUGUCCCUGACAAUAACAAUGCCCGAAUAACAAGCUGCACGCAUGUGUUCUGCCUUCAAUGCAUCACCGAAGUUCUAGCAAGGCAGGCCAAGUGUCCUAUGGAUCGCCGCACCCUUUCGUGGACUGACGUGAUUGAACCGCCAUGGCCUACUGAGUUUACGCAGUUACUAAGACCAGAAGACGAUGAAGAAGAAACCUUACAAGCUGGUCCCUCGGCAAAAAUUGAACAACUUAUACAUCUCCUCGCGCUUAUGCCUCAUUCUGAAAAGUCCUUGGUCUUUUCCCAGUUCACUUCAUUCUUAGACAAGGUCGCGGAGGCGUUGGAUAAGAAGAGCAUUGCGUACGAGCGCUUUGACGGCCGCAUGUCAGCCAAGAAGAGGCAGGAAGUGUUAGCACGGUUUUCUGUACCAGUCGUAGAUGCCUUCGUUCCGACUCAAAACGAUGCGUUGCCUCAAGGACGACGAAGGACGGGGCGGAUCGUCGUAGAGAAUUGCGAUGAAGAUGUUGUGGAUAACCAAGAUAGCGACUUUGUGCCGAUGUCGCAAGAUGACGUGGAUGACUUUAUUGUUUCUGACGAUGAUGCAACCCGCAAGAAAGAGGGUAAAGGUAAAGCCAAGACCAGAGUUUCUCUAGAUCGCGAGAUUCUGGGUGAAGAAGGAAAUCCUAAGGUCAUGCUGCUAUCACUGAAGGCGGGUGCCCUUGGCUUGAAUCUAACGGUUGCCAAUAAUGUCUUCCUUAUGGAUCCCUGGUGGCAGGAAGGAAUUGAGAGCCAAGCCAUUGACAGAGUGAAUCGCAUAGGGCAGAAGAAAAAUGUCCACGUCUAUCAGCUUAUCGCUGAAAACACUGUCGAGUCGAAAGUGCUUGAUAUACAAGAGAAGAAGAAAGCGUUGAUCAAACAAGCAUUCUCCGGUACCAAGAGGACGGAAACGCCCCUCCAAAGGAAGGAAGCUCGUUUACAAGAGAUAAUCGAACUUUUCGGUAUCAGGAACCAGCAGGCACACAUUUAGCAGCUUAUGAAAUUACUUUUCUCUACCUUGUGCUGAUAACAAACUUACUGUAUGAACAUAAGUAAUCAGGACUCUCAAUGCCUAACCACAACGUUGUCUUGACCUCAGUUACCGGUCGCAUAAAGCUCAUCCCCCCGCAUCCUUCAGAAGAUGAGGCGGUUGCCCAACUACGCACUCAUCCAGAAUUCCUGCGUUAUCUUCCCAUCUUCCCUCAGAGUGUUUCAGCCGAGGAAAUGGGCCAACGCCGGGAAGCGCGAUCACAGAAUCCCAGUAUCAGGGAUUUUCAUAUCCACGUCGCGGACUACAAAGGACAGUGGGAGUUCGGAGGGAUAACGGGUUAUUUCAAUUUGGAAACGGUGAAUAAAUCGUGCGAAAUCGGGGUCGCGGUAUGUCCUGCGUUAUAUGGAACAAGCAUCGCAACGGAUGU
Guyanagaster necrorhizus is the source of this 3908-nucleotide messenger RNA. RefSeq lists its product as uncharacterized. Gene Ontology annotation, biological process: DNA repair. Bases 50 to 3481 code for a protein of 1143 amino acids. Gene Ontology annotation, molecular function: DNA binding; ATP-dependent activity, acting on DNA; ATP binding. The transcript has 33 exons. The record is from RefSeq and is a predicted model, not a curated record. Gene Ontology annotation, cellular component: nucleus. NCBI's taxonomy places the organism in Eukaryota, Fungi, Basidiomycota, Agaricomycetes, Agaricales, Physalacriaceae.